This is a messenger RNA of Kockovaella imperatae, 1394 nucleotides long. RefSeq lists its product as hypothetical. The record is from RefSeq and is a predicted model, not a curated record. Gene Ontology annotation, cellular component: endoplasmic reticulum membrane; dehydrodolichyl diphosphate synthase complex. NCBI's taxonomy places the organism in Eukaryota, Fungi, Basidiomycota, Tremellomycetes, Tremellales, Cuniculitremaceae. Bases 297 to 1295 code for a protein of 332 amino acids. The transcript is spliced from 6 exons. Gene Ontology annotation, molecular function: ditrans,polycis-polyprenyl diphosphate synthase [(2E,6E)-farnesyl diphosphate specific] activity.
CAGCAAGGUCCUCGAGAAACGUUGCAUCGCGGGUCCCUCGUUCGGCUUCCGCGAUGACGUUCGGGAGCUCCAGUUUUCGAAUUUCCACGUCGUCAAGUCCUGCAAUUCAAGCUUUCCUUUGUCGAGCUCUCACCACAGCUCGCCUCUCAGUGAAGCAGCUUCUGUGCUGCUAGGGAUGUCGAACGGAAUCGCUCCGAGCUAGAGGCGGAACUGAGAGUGACUCUAGAAGAACUCGCGUCUGUCAACAUGGCCAAAUUUCAGCGAGGUCCGACCCAGCAUUCCCUGCUCUCCAUUGCAUGCUUUCCUCUCCUGCUCCUCCUUCACCUGCUCUUUACACUAUUUUCUCUACGCCUAAAGAUCCGCCUGCACAUGUAGCUGUUGUCUUUCUCUGUGGAUCGGAGGUGGAUGAACGGUCAGAAUUGAGUGAAACUCCCAGGCGGCGAGGACGGCAGCGACAUGCAGGGAUGCGACUUCGACGGAAAGCGCAUCAAUAUGACGGCGCAUUGAUGGAGUCCGUCGCGCGAGUCAUCUCAUGGGCUAGCCUAGCUGGAAUUUCAGAGCUCAGUAUUUACGACAAUCACGGGGUCCUGGACGACUGUAGGGAUGCAAUAGUAUCCCAGUAUCAACGACUCCCGGUCUCUCCGCCGGACUCUCGCUCUCCGUCCCCUCGCAGAUCCGCCAAAUCGACUUUGGCACCACAGAAUGGCCUCGGACAGACAAGCUACGCAGAUGUGGUGAAGAAAGAUACUGUUCACGAGCCAUUCGACCCUGUCACUUCGUUCACUGUCUUUGCACCCAACACAAAACCGCUACAUGUGCAUCUGCUUACGUCGGAUUCGAGGGAGAUCUUGGCGCAUAUUGCGAGGGAGGAGAGGGCAGCAUCACCACGGGAGACGAUUUCGCAACAAAGUCUAGACGAGCGGGUACGAGAAACCCUCCAACUGAGCUGUGAUCCCGAGCUCCUCCUUGUUCACCGGAUCAAACGACCGUCGUUUUUGGGCUCUCUGCUGGCUCGCGCUCCGCCAGAGCUAGGUGGCUUCCCCUGCUGGCCGCUUCGCAUCACCGAGAUCUACAUGCAUCCGACUCCAUUACCUAUACCCAGCAUGCUCAUGGAUAUUUUUUCACCCUUACUGCAACGUUCUCGCACGUCCUCCCUCUCCUUGCUUCGGAAGACGGCAAAGCGAUUCCCCCGUCUCGCAAGCCGCGAAUCGAGUGAAUCUGGCGUGCUGCACAAAUCAGAAUGGGAUGGAGCAAUGAAAGCGUGGCAAAACGUCGAGCAGAGGCUUGGCAAGUAGGUCAGAUAGGUUCUUACUCCAUAUCAUGCCGCCUCUCGCGACCAGGGAGAGCGAUCUAUCUCUGGGGAGACAUCGCCCUCGGAUUUAUGCAAAGCAUGC